AUGCGUCGAAUUCCGCCCUGUACAGGCGGUAUCGAUGUGACCGUCUAUUAAUGUAAUUUACAUAAUAAUCAGGCAGUUACAGUGCAGGCGACUUUGUCUUUAUCGGGCUGACGAAGUCUGAUAUCUGUCCAGAUAAAGUCAGACUUCCAGCUCUUCUGGCGGGAGUUUUAAUAACCUAAGCCGCGGUUCAGUAAAUUCAUAGGUUUUUUUUGUUCCUAUAUGAGAUUGUUGGAUCAAUACAAUUUUUGAUACAUCGUGUGAUAUUGAACCGUUCGAUGCAAUGCGCUGUAUCGACCAUGUGUUUCUGAUGAAUGAGCAACAAAAGAAAACAAAGAGGAAAAAAGAGAUGCUCAGAGGAUAUACUCUCCUCGUACUCUGUUAAUCAGAUUCACAUGCUGACAGGAUCAUCUGAAAUCCGCCAUUCUUCCCAGCAUCUUCUGACUCACCGUGGUCUUCAGUGAUCUUUGAAAACAUUGACAGACGAAGCAUUUGUCUGGAACCUAACCCCCAGCAAGGGAAUUACUCUGUUCUGAUGUGGAUCCUACAAGAAGACUGGAUAUUGAUUAAUAAGGGUAUAUCUACGGACCAACGAACAGAGCAACGCGGAGAAAGUGAACAGAUAUACUUCGAGUACUGAGCAGAUGUUUACAAAAACCCGGAACAGUUGAGUCGGACGAAGGAAGGCUCACGGGAUAUACGUACGAACAGACAGCGUUUUCUUUGUUUACACAAAGGGAUGAGCACCUCCGGAUGAAGAAGCUACAUCACAUGCUGUUUUCUAUGUUAAGAUGAGUUUAUUAGCUUUAGAUGAAGAGGUGUGAAUUCUCUAACGGUCGUGGUCAAUGGACUAGUAUCUUCUAAAGACGGCGUGAGUGUAUCACUAAUUAACGCGAGGGAGAGGACAGACAAGGUAACACAAGACUCGUACAAGGUGUGUCGCGGCCUCUCUCUACAGGAAGUGGUAUCGCUGAUGCGUUUUUUUGUGUGAAUCAGAUACACUUGACCUGUAUUAUAGGUUAAAUUGGCGAUUCUUUUAUUAAAAGAAAUUCGGGUUAGAGGACCAGAUGUACAGCGAAUGAUUAAUGACACUGACGCCUGGAUUCAGAGGCAAGACUGCGCGCUGCUUAUUAUUGGAGUUCGUUUUAACUCGACGAAACCUUGUCUGACAGACUGGGAGCUAUAAUAGACAUUAAAACAAUUGAUGCCGCCAUAACCGAAGCACAUUUAAUUUACGGUUAAUUUAUUACAUAGUCGAUGUGCUGGUGGCUACACAUGGAAACUGAGCGAGAAAUGUACACACAGAUCGGUGGCGCGUGCUAUUGCGGCCAUUACACAGGUGCGGCGGGGGGUAAAGCCGAGGGACAGGCUCAAACUCACAGGUAUGGUGGCCGUGUACCCAGAGUAUCCACGAUGAAGACUUUGAUGAUUAUUGUGAUAUACACACAGCUGUUGAUGAUAAAUUCUGUGAUCGGAAUGCCAGCUAGGGACGUCUCCAUGUUAGAAGGGGAUGCUGUGAUGAACGUCAUUAAAUGCAUCGAAAUUCCUGGCCGAGUUUGGAUACAUAUCACAGCGUCAGGUGGAACAGGGUGCACAGAGUCUUAUGGCCGUGGACAUUUCAAAGGCCAUCAAAAAGCUACAGAGAAUGGGUGGUAUCACACCCACGGGGGUUCUAGACAUUCGGACUCAGGAGCUUAUGCAUAAGCCUCGUUGUGGAAACAAGGAUACAGUGGAAGAAGAGGGAUCCCGAAAGAAAAGAUAUGUUCUGGCCCCCUCCAAGUGGAAUCAUAAGGAUUUAACCUAUAGAAUCGAGAACUAUACGCCGGACCUUCCAUGGCAGGAGGUACGACGUGUACUAGCAGACGCCUUUAAAGUUUGGAGUGACGUCACUGACCUAACUUUUACAGAGGUCAUGCAUACCAGCGCAGACAUAAUGAUCAAAUUUGCCAGCAAAUAUCAUAAAGAUGGUUAUCCAUUUGAUGGAAAAGGACUCAUAUUGGCUCAUGCCUUCUUCCCUGGGAAAGACAAGGGAGGCGAUACGCAUUUCGACGAAGAUGAAAAAUGGACGAUCAAUUCCAACGAAGAAGGCGUCGAUUUAUUUAUGGUCGCCGCUCAUGAGUUUGGGCAUGCGCUGGGACUAAGUCAUAGCAAUGAGCCGAAAGCGUUGAUGUACCCGUGGUAUCAAGGCUACAUACCAAACUUCCAACUUCCAUACGACGAUACUGUUGGAAUUCAAGUCAUUUACGGUGGUAAGGGGCCAUACGCAACUCUUCCCCCUAGGGAACGAACAACCCCCCGCCCUGACACAGGAGGGGGACCGAACACUUUAGCUCCACCUCGAAAAGCUCCAAUAGAUCCGUGUAAGGGAAGCUUCAAUGCCAUAGCUGUUAUUCGCUCUGAAGUGUUCAUAUUCAUUGAAAAGUACUUUUGGAGAAGCCCUGACCCUAAGACCAUUCUGUCCAGUGAGCCGAGCGUCAUCCAUGACUUCUGGUACGAUCUGCCAGAAGACGUAGAGACCAUUGAUGCUGCUUUUGAACACCCCACCAAUCGAAGAAUCUACUUCUUCUACGGUAACAGAUACUGGAUUUAUGAUGGAAACAAUAUGGCUGGUGGACACCCCAAAAAUGGAAAACCCAUCACAGACUUUGGCAUUCCCAAAGACAUCAAGAAAAUAGAUGCUGUGUUUGUCUGGAGCUUUAACAAGAGAAUAUAUCUGGUCAGUAAUGACAUGUACUGGAAAUUAAAGGAAUCGGACACUUACAUAGAGCCGGACUACCCACGGGACAUGAGCAUCUGGAAAAAUGUCCCUAUACCCAUUGACACCGCUUUUAAUUUAUACGAUAGUACAUAUUUCUUCAAAGGUGAGAACAUGUACAAGUUUUAUGACAUGAAAAUGAGGGUGGCCUUGAACUGGCCCCAACCUGUGAAAAAUUUUCUAGGAUGUAGGGAUAGUGCAAGUUUACGCAAGUUGGGAGAUUCUCCUCAGAAAGCUCAACAUUUAGGAAGUUCCAACAGUGCCUCAAACCAGGGGAAUUUGACAAUAAGUUUUCUUCUUGUAAUUCUACAUUUUAUAUACAAGGGGUUUGUAAGUUUAUAGGCAAGCUCAGUGAGGGUAUGUCUGUAUGCAAGUCCAUCAGUAUGUUCAGCUUCCCUGUAUUUGGAUGACCAAAUCAUACAGCACCUGAUAAAACAGGUAAAAAUUGCUUUAUUUCCAAGACGUACAAUCAAAAUACUAUGCUGCUCUUUCUGUCAACUAGAGGCCAUGUGAUCCAAUGGUCUGAGCCCUGUGUUUGCUGGAGCGCCUGUCUGAAUGUGUUGUGGAUGCCUUAGGCCAUAGCCAUAGCCUGUAAUUGUAUUAUGUAUCAAAAUAACAUUGAUCAAUAAGGUUAUGAAUAUAAAUGGAAAUCACUAUACCCAGGUAACUAUCAAAUUACUUUCUCAAGCUGCAUAAUAGAUAAUCAUUUAGAAAACUCCAAACAUGUCUGUAAGUAUUUGUUAAUGAAAGUAAAAUUUUAGAAUCUCUCCAGCCCAGAUUCAUAGUCUUUUGACUGAAUAUAACGAUAGUCUUGUAGUCCUUUUAUAGCCGACUUGUUUGGUCUGCUAAGGGUGACAGGUAUCUCUUGUUUGAUCAGUGUAUUGUUUGAAUGGACGCUGUGUCCCUCCAGUAACGUGGAGUCUAAUUGUGAUCGAACUACCCAGGUUGUGAGACUGUCUCUUUUGCCUUUUAUUUAUGUUGUUGCCAUAUCAAAUUGUAUGUUAUAAAUGAAAACCUCCUCCCAUUUGAAUGAGAUUCGACCUCUUUUUAUUUGACAAAUGUGUACCAGUUAUAAUCAUCCUCGUUAUAUGUAUGUUUAUAUAUAUGUCGAUUUUUCGUUCUGAAUUAUACAUGUAGGUUCAUGUGCUUCUUUUCUGUAGUCCUUUUGACAUUUUAUACUCCUGUUUUUAAAAAAAAAUAUUCUUGCCAUAACUAAUUAUUGUUGAUUAGAAAUAUAUUUUUUUUAUAUUUCCAGUUAAAUUAAUGUGCAAAAAAAAAAUCAUUAGGUUUCAGGAGAGAGAAUAUAGAAAAUAUAUAUCACUAGUAUACAUGUACCAACAUACCAGGUCAAUCCAGGUAUUACCAAAACAAAACCUUUUUUGGGUAGCACAGCUUAGAGAUGAUUUGCUAAUUUUCACCAUAGAUGUGUAUCGUAAUAGCACAAAACAAGAGUAACCAUUGCCUCGGUAUAUAAUACUUGUCAGCUCUUUCAUUUAGUAAGUUACCCUUAAAGAUCUGAAAAUGUCUCAGUUUGUUGUCAUAGAUCUUAACCCAGCAAAAUAUAUAUGGAUCCCAGAUCUAAGAAAUCCAUUUGAACAUAUAACAGCCCGCUAGAUGAUUUCAAUUUAUCAUUUGUAGAUGUACUUCAUAGAAUACUCCAUGCUUGUGAAAGCAUACAAGAUGCAAUACUUUAUAUUUUCCAAACAUUAUUUUUGUACAGUGUUUAAUUAUUCACUUCAUAGUUAGUGAAUCUGACACGCCAUCAGUCCCUUUAAUACUCAUUAGUCACAGAUUAGUGCUUCUUUGUAAUCAAGGCUUGUUAUGUUAAACUAUUAUGCAGUGAAACUGGUCAAACUUAGAUGGUGCAAUCAAAAUUAUGUGUUAAUUUUUGUUUCGGACCAAACGAGUCAAAUGAAAAGACCAUUUUACAGU
Molecule: messenger RNA, 4684 nt
Organism: Magallana angulata
Lineage: Eukaryota; Metazoa; Mollusca; Bivalvia; Ostreida; Ostreidae
Product: matrix metalloproteinase-17-like
Exons: 10
Coding region: 1601-3094 (497 amino acids)
Biological process (GO): extracellular matrix organization; collagen catabolic process; proteolysis
Cellular component (GO): extracellular matrix
Molecular function (GO): metalloendopeptidase activity; zinc ion binding
Source: RefSeq, a predicted model, not a curated record